Molecule: messenger RNA, 985 nt
Organism: Varanus komodoensis (Komodo dragon)
Lineage: Eukaryota; Metazoa; Chordata; Lepidosauria; Squamata; Varanidae
Gene: CIAO1
Product: cytosolic iron-sulfur assembly component 1
Exons: 3
Coding region: 15-503 (162 amino acids)
Biological process (GO): iron-sulfur cluster assembly
Cellular component (GO): cytosolic [4Fe-4S] assembly targeting complex
Molecular function (GO): protein binding
Source: RefSeq, a predicted model, not a curated record
CAGCCAGCCUGGCCAUGAUAAGGCAAGCUGGGAGUGGUGGUCCAAAACAACUGGGGCGCUGCAGAAGGAUUCCAGUGCAGCCAUUUGUUGCUACAAUGAAGGAUUCUCUGAUGCUUCUGAGUCGCCUCCCAGCACACCCAGAUUCCCGGUGCUGGUUUCUUGCCUGGAACCCUGCAGGGACUCUAAUAGCUUCCUGUGGUGGUGACCGUAGCAUCCGCAUAUGGGGGAAAGAAGGAACAGCUGGUUUUUCACCCCUGUACAGGUGCCACCUUACAGGUGCUUUAGCCACGGCUUGCGGAGAUGAUGCCAUCCGUGUGUUUGAGGAGGAGCCCCUCUCGGACCCCCAGCAGCCCACCUUCAUCCUGACUGCCCACAUGGCCCGGGCUCACUCCCAGGAUGUGAACUGUGUGGCUUGGAACCCCAAGGAGCCGGGGCUGCUGGCCACGUGCAGCGAUGAUGGAGAAAUGGCCUUCUGGAAAUACCAGCGCCCCGAGGUUUGCUGAGAGUGUCCGGCUUCUCCCAUUCCCCAUGGCUAUGAUGCUGCAGUCCUUGAGCCACUGGUUCCAGCACUGUAACACUGACCCACACACACCUGGGUGCCCAGCUGAGCUGCAUCCCCUCAGGAGAAACAAUCAAAUGUGUAGACGAUUGUGCAAACUUGCUAUGCACUGCCCAUCUCCCCAUCCUGAUUUUUCAGAAGACACAUUUCCCGGGUGACAACUACUAGCUGAGGGGAAGACAUGGCCCUUUUUCUGUACAGAUUCUUGAGCCAAUUGUACAGAAGCGAGGUUUCUGUGUACCAGGAAGGCAUUUCCCAUCGCUUCUGUGCUAGACCCAAUAUGGGAAGCAAUAAGUCCUUGUAAUUUAUAGUUUCCACUGGUAAGAGCAGUUUCUCAAAGAGACAGGUUUGUAUGGGGGCAGUCCAAAGAGGGGGGUUGCAGAAGGAAAAGAGGAACAGUUCUUGAAGCUAGCUGGUUUAAAGGAA